AACGCUGAUGUCACCGCGCGUGCGUGAUCAUGUCUGCCGAUCUCCUCAUUCGCCGUCAAGAACCGGCAGUUGUGGAUGUGUCUAAAGGCAUAGCUGUUACCCCGGACCCUGAUGGAUUGCCACAAGAAAUACCCAACGAAGGAAGUCCCGUGAAAGUGUUAAUGAAAAUAAUACUGGCCCUCGUACUUGCCAUCUUCCUCGUGCUGGGAGGCCUCACCAUGUACGUAUAUGAAGAUGAAGACGACGUUACCGAAAAUACACCUCGUAAGACAACAGGUACAAGUUCAAAGGUCCCUCAAACACCGAGCGACCUUACUACUUCAUCGCCUGCAAACGUGAGUCAACGUGCAGCCUAUGAAGCUGAUGGAAUAUGUCACGAAGUAGUGUUAAUGGACUGUAACAAGGCAAGCCAUGACGUCUGGUACCCAGCUGGUGCAGACUGUUACCAAUGGAGACCAGAGACGCAGUGCGCCAAUAGUGUCGACAGUUUCAGGACUGACGGUGACUGCUUGUCUGCUUGUCUAGAUGGCUGGUGUUCGACCGUUGAGCGGUGGACUGACUUGCGGAGGUGCUUGACAGCUGACAAGCUUCAUCCGUGGUUUUACGCUGAUGGACGAUGUCAUCGCCUCAACGACUCGGAACUUGUCUGUCUAGAAGGAACAAACCGCUUUACCGAUGAGGAACAGUGCAGAGAUGCUUGUCUAAGAGGACCUGGUGAGAAAAUAUGCACGAACCUCGUCCAGAUGAGUCAGAAAGCAUGCGCCGAAGAAAAAGCGUUCCCUUAUAUCUUUUACCCAAAUUCCAGGACGUGUGCCCCUAUCUCCAUCUGUGCAAACACUUCGUUUACGUCCUAUGAGGACUGCAAGCGUCGAUGCUUCCCAUAAUGCUUUUAUUUGUAUUCCUAUAUUGCAACCGGCGAAAAGUUAUGCCGUAUGCUCCACUAGUAUAAAUCCAUGAAUAAAAGCUUCCAUAACGUAUCAUACCGUGAAAGCUGAUGACAGAACAAUAUGCUCCCCCUGAAAAGUCACUAAACUCUUUGGCACACUAGCAAACGCGUAAGAAAUGCGACGGCGGUACAGCAGACGAAGGACGGUGCCUGCGCAGUGACAGUACACACUUUGCAUAAAGAGCAAUGGCAAACCCGACCAUAGGUUCCAAUGGACGUCGUGCAGAAACACGUAACUCUGACCAUCCUCCAGAACACAGCCGACGUAGAUACUAGCGCCGCAUGCGGUACU
Molecule: messenger RNA, 1238 nt
Organism: Ornithodoros turicata
Lineage: Eukaryota; Metazoa; Arthropoda; Arachnida; Ixodida; Argasidae
Product: papilin-like
Exons: 8
Coding region: 30-884 (284 amino acids)
Source: RefSeq, a predicted model, not a curated record